GUUAGCUCGAACCAAAGUUGCCUAAUCAGCACCUGCUGUCCAAAAUGUCCGAGGCAAUGAAGGAAAGUGAUGGUCAGGGUUUACAAGCAAACCAAGAGGGUGUACGAGGAGCAGAGGCACACUCACUACAGCAACAAAACCCAAAUAUAAUUGGCGCGUAUGCGCACCAAAGGAAUAAUUUGUCGUGGGAAGCGCCCGUCAGACAUAGACAGCAAUGCCAGUGCACAAGAUGAUGACUCAGAAGGCAAGGAGGUCAUAGAGGAGGGUGAAUCACAGCCAAAACGCCGAAAAACAUCCGGAAAUGAGGGUCGCAGGAACAGGGCAUCACCAGCAAGGUUGUUCAAACUAAACAAAGACUUAGUGCAAUUUCAGAAGGACGAGGUAAUUCGAAUUGAGUUUGGAGGUCUGUUGCAGAUUGCAACAUGUAGCAUGCCAGGAGACUUAAGUCAGUGGGUUAUGAAGCAUUACGACCCCGAAAUUUCCCAACUUGUUAUCCCAGAGAGGGGCAAGAUUCCAGUAGAUGCAGCAAGUGUUCACAGGAUAUGGGGUCUGCCAAACAGGGGAAGGAAGGUUUGCUACGAGAAUAGAGCAGAUUACACAUCCAAAAUGUACAAAAUCUUGAAGAUCAGUACGAAAGGCUCACCAACACUAACAUCUUGGUGCAAAAUGAUCAAGGAUAUGGCUGGGGCAGCAGAUAACAAUUUCCCGCGUGCUUGGUUGGCAGUUGCAUUCUCCUGUUUCCUUGCUUCUACCAUAAGUUUAAACAUAUCCCCACGGUGUUUUCCUGUUGUGAUGCAUGUGGAUGCAAUAACGGAGACGAAUGUAUGCUAGUUUGUAGUAGAUCAAUUAAAAUUGGCAUUCGUGGGAGCAGGUGAUAAAAAUGCAGUUUGCUGCUGCGUCAUGCAUUUAGUUCUGUUAUAUCUGGACUCAUUGGAUGUGGACGAACCGAUCGCAAGCACGGUUCCAAGAGUGUCGGUUUGGGAUUCUGAUCUUAUUUCCAAGGUCAUUAAGAAGGAAAAAAAGGGCCGGGGGGAGUUUGGCAAGUUGCAGCUCAAGACCGAGUUCGCUCGCUUUGCCGAUGAAAGCUUAUUUGGCAGUCUUGAUCACGUCACAAAGUUCGUGGCAGCAAGGCUCCCCAACUCAUAUGACUCAAACAAACAAAAGAAGCUUGUCGGGAUGGUGCAUGAAAUAUGUUCUGAAAUAUCACACUCAAUGGGCAAGCUUGUACAGGGAAUUGGGAAACUUGACGACAAUGGCGGCACAACUAGUGCGCCAGCAGCUGACAAUGUUGCUCGUCCAAGUAGUUCACGUUCAAGGGAAAGGCGUGACGCCGGUGGAAAUGACCCCCACACACUUCCCAGUGAUGAAGAAUCUUACCAGUCAGGGAGUGACACAGACGAUGGCCAAGAAGACGAGAGUGAAGAAUUAGACGGUGCUGAAGGUGACUCCGACAGCAAUGAUGAUGAUGGUGAUGGGAACAUGCAUGGAGAGACCAACAGUGGCGGCGACAAUGCCCAGGACCAGGAGGAUGAGGAAGAAGAAACACGACGGGAGGAAGUAGAGGUAGAUGUUGGAGACAUUGAGACGGAAGAUGAGAAGGAGGAUGAAGAUGGGGAAGAAGAAGAAGAUGAGGAGGAUGACGUGAACAAACAUGAGGAGGACAAGGAGGGCGACGAUGGCAGCGAUGGUGGUGGCGGAAAUGGGGGGUCUGGUGACCAGACUACUGGCAGAGGUCAUAGUGGUGGCACUAAUGAAGAUCGGGCCAAGGAUGGGAGUCAUGAGCCAGCUGAAAACGACUCCGAAAGCAAAGAGGGUGCAUCUAUGCAGUAUUGGAUUAAGAGGAAACAAAACAGUCAAGAGAUUGAAAGCCCAGAACAAUUUUCGUUGUUGGAUCUUGUGAAGCUAGAUGUCAGAAAGGAGGGCACCCCUCCCGACUUCCCGAUGCUGGAAGUCGCCUAUGUGUCAGAUGGUUUAUCUGUUCGUUGGGAAAUGAAACGGAUUUUUAAAGAGCUGAUUGACAGUCUGGAAUUUAAGAAAACAUUUGAAUUCAGACUGGAAGAUAUCUGCCCCCGGAAGACACGAAUCGAACUGAUGCAACAAGUUUGUGAUUUAAGUCACAUGGCCACAGCAGCCGGACCUAUGCAUCAAGUCGCCGUAGCAGCAGCAAAAGGCCGUCCACCAAAGCCACCGAAGAAACAAAGGAAGGUGACCUUCAUAGAUCAACCAACCGUUGUAACAUGUGAUGUUUUGGAUCAGCUGGGAGCUGAGUACAUGAGCAGGAAUGAAGCAAGAGGUCAAAGCAUCCAAAUGCCAGGAACCAGGCAGGUGGGUAUAACUCAGAAGGCAACUACAGUAGAGAAUCAGGCACCCACCUUUGAAAUACAAGCAACCAUGACCAACAGCAAGACAACCCCUGGGUUUGAUCAUUCAAGCAAACCAAGCAUGCCAAGGGAGGACCCAGUUGCCCAUUCAAGAAACUCAGCACCAGAUGCAAGGAAAUUGUCCGUUGAUGCAAAGGAAUCAUAUGUAAAGCAGUUGUAGGCAAGUAACAGUGCAGACUGGGCAACGUAGAACAAGAGUAGUGCAACUCAUUGCCAUAUACAGGCAAGUCUGCCAGGGAAGUCAGCUGGCCCACUUGUUACAACAAACGGGGUUCAAAACAAACCUUAUGAUGGAGGAAAGGAACACUUAAGGAAAUUUCACACACAUAAAGUGGAGCAAACUGCAAAUGAAACACUCCUUCCAGUUUUGGCAAGUAAGGGCAAUAAUGAGGCCAGUGAGGGGCACAUUCAACCAAAGGCUACAUUGAAACAACCUGCAUCUGCCCAAAUUACUAUUUUGAAGAAGUCACCAAGCACUAAGCAUCACCCAGCAAUGGUAUGAAAGAGGGAAACACUUGGGGAUAU
Messenger RNA from Triticum aestivum (bread wheat), 2906 nucleotides. RefSeq names its product YTH domain-containing protein 1-like. The record is from RefSeq and is a predicted model, not a curated record. The transcript has 7 exons. Lineage: Eukaryota; Viridiplantae; Streptophyta; Magnoliopsida; Poales; Poaceae. The coding region runs from base 901 to 2541 and encodes 546 amino acids.